UUAGUUUCACUAUGCUGAAGUGAAAUUUAAGAGACUGAGUGUGUAUUGUACACGUAAGCACAGUCUUGCAUUCUCUUCACAAAUCUUUUUUUGAAUAACUGCAUACAAUCUCCAGGCCUUGUUUGAUACUACAAACAGAAAGAGCUGAGAAAGCAGCCCCAGUUAAAGAAAGAUAUGGCGUCCUCUAGCAGUCUCCUGUCUGAAGAGCAGUUCCUGUGUUCUAUCUGUCUGGAUGUGUUCACUGAUCCUGUAGCCAUUCCAUGUGGACACAACUUCUGCAAGGCCUGUAUCAGAAAGUACUGGGAUACCACUGACCUGUGCCAGUGUCCAAUGUGUAAAAAAUCAUUUGAUAGGAGACCAGAUCUCUUUGUCAAUACUUUCAUUUCUGAGAUGGCUGCUCAGUUCAGGAAGUCAGUUCAAGUGAAAGCUACCAGCAGCCCAGAUCAUUGCCCUACUGAGCUUAGAGGAGUGGCCUGUGACGUCUGCACUGGGACGAAGCAUAAGGCCCUGAAGUCUUGCCUGGUGUGUCUGGCCUCUUACUGUGAGACUCACCUGGAGGCUCAUCAGAUAGCCCCAGCCCUGAAGAAACACAAGCUGAUCGACCCUGUGGAGAACCUGGAAGACAGGGUGUGUAAGGAGCAUGACAAACUCCUGGAGAUGUUCUGUAGGACUGACCAGACGUGUGUUUGUGUCUUGUGUAUAAAAACAGACCACAAGACUCACUACACCGUCCCUCUAAAGGAAGAGUAUGAAAAGAAGAAAGCCCAGCUGGGGAAGAUGGAGGUAGAAGUGCAACAGAUGAUCCAGAAGCAACUGCAGAAGGUUAAGGACAUCAAAUACUCAAUAGUGCUCUGCAAGAGAGACACCGAGAGAGAGAUAGCGGACAGCGUGCAGGUCUUCACUGCCCUGGUGCGCUCCAUUGAGAGAAGCCAGGCUGAUAUCAUUGAGGUGGUCGAGGAAAAGCAGAAAGCAGCAGAGAGGCGGGCUGAAGGCCUCAUUAAAGAGCUGGAGCAGGAAAUCACUGAGCUACAGAGGAGACACACUGAGCUGGAGCAGCUCUCACACACUGAGGACCACCUCCACCUCCUCCAGUGCUCCACAUCCCUCUGCAGCCUUCCUCCCAUCAAGGACAGGUCAAAGAUAAGUGUUCACAGUGGUCAGGGUGUGGGCACUCUGAGGAGAGCAGCGUCUCAGCUGGAGGAGACACUCAUUAGUGAAGUGAAGAAGUUGUGUGAUGCUGAGCUGAAAAUGAUUCAGCAGUAUGCAGUGGAUGUGACUUUGGAUCCUGAUACAGCAAACAGGUAUCUCAUCCUGUCUAAGGACAGGAAACAAGUGAGACAGUCAAACACAGCAAACAAUCACCGUGACAACCCAAAUAGGUUUUCCGAGUGUUCCAGUGUGAUAGGAAAGGAGAGCUUCUCCUCAGGGAGAUUUUACUAUGAGGUACAAGUGAAAGGGGGUGGCUGGGAUUUAGGAGUGGCCGGAGAGUCCAGCAACAGGAAGGGAGAGAUUUAUCUGAGCCCUCUUGAUUUAUACUGGGCUGUUGUGCUGAGGAAUGGGAACGAGUAUCAAGCUAAUGAAGACUCUGUUGUCCCCCUCUUCCUGAGAGAGAAGCCCCAGAAGGUGGGGGUGUUUGUGGAUUAUGAGGAGGGUCAGGUCUCUUUUUAUGAUGUGGAGGCCAGGUCUCAUAUCUACUCUUUCACUGGCUGCACCUUCACUGAGAAACUCUAUCCAUACUUCAGUCCUUAUUUUUCCAAACGCGGUCUAAACUCUAUCCCUCUGAUCAUAUGUCCUGUCGAAUACACAGACUGAGUUGCAACCUCCAAGUCUAACUUGGGGAAUCAUAUCUGUUGUCACAAAGGACAACCAAUAUGUUAACCAAUACUGUCGCUGUGAUAUUUUAUUUGUUUCCAACUUAUUGUGCAAACAAUGGCCUUAUGAUGUACGAUAGACAUUUUAAAACAUGCUGGAGCAGCUCUCACGUAGUGAGGUCCCCAUCCACCUCCUCCAGAGCUCCCCAUCCCUCUGCAGUCUUUCUCCCAUCAAGGACUGGUCUGAGAUCAGGGUUCACAGCAGUCUGGGUGUGGGGAACCUGCAGAGAGCUGCGUUUCAGCUGGAGGAGACACUGUGGAGUGAAGUGAACAAGCUGUGUGAUGCUGAGCUGAAGAGGAUUCAGCAGUGUGCUGUGGAUGUGACUCUGGAUGCUGAUACUGCUCACUUCUGUCUCACACUGUCUAAGAACAGGAAACAAGUGAGACCGGGAAACCCGCGUUAUAGUCUCCCUGACAAAGAGGUUUGACCCAGCUGCCUGUGUCCUGGGAAAUGAGGGCUUCUCCUCUGGGAGAUUCUACUAUGAGGUGCAGGUGAAUGGGCUUAACUGGGAUUUAGGAGUGGUCAGAGAGUCCACAAACAGGAAGGGAUACCUAACAAUGAGUCCUAAGGAUGGAUAUUGGACCAUGUGGCGGAAGACUGGAAAUACAUAUCAGGCUAAUGAUGACUCUGUUGUCCUCCUCCGCCUGAGAGAGACCCCCCAGAAGGUGGGAGCUUCACUGAAAAACUCUAUCCAUUAUUUAGCUCUUGCAUUACAAGUCGUGGUAAAAAACUGUGUCCCUCUGAUCAUCUCUCCUGUCAAUCACACGGACUGAGUUUCAACCUUAAAUUCUAACUCGUGAAAUAAGCCUGACAAAAGAAAAACAGUUCAGCCAUGUAAAGAGUUAAGUCUUACUGCAAGUGGAGAAAAUUGCAUGACAGUAUUACAUGGGGAGGAGUUUCACUUUGCUGAAGUGGAACCUAAGUCGAGAGACUUUAUGCGUAUUGUGCUCAGAUAGAAAACAUAUGUGUUUUUGAACAACUACAGUCCCUACACAGGAAGGGUCCAGAAAGCCAACAGAUAAAAUACAUUAAGCCAAUUAACUGUUAUUUAGUUUCACUCUUAUACAGUUCUGAUAUAUUUACAGUAUGGCCAAAAUAAUGUCUUGUAAAUAAAUUCUAAUCUUUACAAAAUCUCAGUUAAAUGAACGGGCCUUGUUACACGGUGAACAGCAGAAACCCAGUUAGUGUUAUAGUUAUUACUGUCACGACUUCCGCCGAAGUCGGUCCCUCUCCUUGUUCGGGCGGUGUUCGUCGGUCGACGUCACCUCUCCUUGUUCGGGCGGUGUUCGUCGGUCGACGUCACCUCUCCUUGUUCGGGCGGUGUUCGUCGGUCGACGUCACCUCUCCUUGUUCGGGCGGUGUUCGUCGGUCGACGUCACCUCUCCUUGUUCGGGCGGUGUUCGUCGGUCGACGUCACCUCUACUUGUUCGGGCGGUGUUCGGCGGUCGACGUCACCUCCUUGUUCGGGCGGUCUUCGGCGGUCGACGUCAACUCUCCUUGUUCGGUCGGUGUUCGGCGGUCGACGUCACCUCUCCUUGUUCGGGCGGUGUUCGUCGGUCCACGUCACCUCUCCUUGUUCGGGCGGUGUUCGGCGGUCGACGUCACCUCUCCUUGUUCGGGCGGUCUUCGGCGGUCGACGUCAACUCUCCUUGUUCGGUCGGUGUUCGGCGGUCGACGUCACCUCUCCUUGUUCGGGCGGUGUUCGUCGGUCCACGUCACCUCUCCUUGUUCGGGCGGUGUUCGGCGGUCGACGUCACCUCUCCUUGUUCGGGCGGUGUUCGACGUCACCGGCCUUCUAGCCAUCGCUGAUCCAUUUUCCAUUGGUUUUGUCUUCCUUCACACCUGGUUCCAAUCCCAUCAAUUACAUGUUGUGUAUUUAACCCUCUGUUUCCCCUCAUGUCCUUGUCGGAGAUUGUUUGAUUUUAUGUGAUAUGCAUGUAUUAUGUUGGUGUGCAACGGGUUUUGUACCCACUUUUGUUAUUUUGUACAUUUUGGUUUUUGGAGUUUUAUCAGCAUUUAUUAAACAACUCCGUUUAUACCAAGUUCGUUCUCCUGCGCCUGACUUCCCUGCCACCAACAUGCACCCCUUACAAUUACUGUCAUCAUAGACAACCCUGUUAGCCCAGAACUGGAUGGCGACUUCUAGGGCCAUAUGUAGCUUUAGCUAAGUUGUAGAAAUUGUACAUGUCGUUUUUGUCUGCAUAAAUUUGGAUUUCCUGUGCCUUAUUUGUCCACAAUUCGUUCUGUUAGAUUACUUGUUAGAUAUUACUGCAUGGUCGGAACUAGAAGCACAAGCAUUUCGCUACACUCGCAUGAACAUCUGCUAACCAUGUGUGACAAAUACAAUUUGAUUUGAUUUGCAGAGCACGCAAGGUCGUUUGCACUUCCUUGAGUGAUGCACACCACUGCUGGCGGAGGGUAGCAGAUGUGGGGCUGUUGAGAGUAGCCCCAUGCGUUUUGUGCAUAUUGUCCAGUAAGGUUGUGAUGGUGUCCGCAUUCUCAUCGAACCAGUCCGGAUAUUUCAUGCCUCUCUAGGCAAUAGAGUAGCCAAUAGAGUAUACAAGAGCAUGCACACAAACACACACACACAGUACCUGUAGCAGGAAUGUAGCUGCUGCACCCUGAACACUUGAAAAAAACAUGUGACCCUCCCCUAAACCCAGAAUAAUAAUUAAAACAAAGUGGAUAGCUGACAACAUACCGUUUACCCCAGCCUGGUCUCAGACUCAACCCAACAGGACACAUUUGUUUAUGUUAUGUUUGGUAUGGUUACAUAAGACAGAUGGUUACUUAUGGCAAAAAAUAAAAUAGGGUGUUGGUCAGGGUGGAUUGGUGGAUGUAUAACGUGAUGUUGUGAGUUCAAAUCUCAUCACGGACAACUAUAGCAUUUUAGCAACUUUGCAACUUCUUUGCAACUCCUUAGGAUGUUAGCUAACCGUUCCCCUAACCCUAACCCUUUUAGCUAAUCCUUCCCCUAGUCCUAACCCUUUAACCUAACUCCUAAACUUAACCCUAACCUCGCCUUAGCUAACGUUAGCCACCUAACCAGAAUUCGUAACAUAUCAUACAAGUUGUAAUUCAUAACAUAUCAUACUAAAAUGGGUGAAUGACAUCCAGAAAUGAAUACAUACCAUACAAAAUGUGAGAUCAUACUAGAUGAAGUGUCUCGUAUUUCUGUACAGAAUAAUAUCAAAUGCUCUGAGACCAGGUUGUCACUUCUUGGACAGAUCAGAGGCUUAGAUAUACCGUUUUAAAAGAUGUUCUUCGUCCUAUAUGCAUUACAUGGCAACACAGGAGUUUAGAAAGCGCACAGGGCUGCAGGCCAGAAGGUUGUGGGUUUGCAGACCACCGUGGACAAGAGUAGGGGUGGAAAGAUCACCUUUGUAGUAAAAGCAUUGCAGGAAUCUAUCACCGCAUUUGAAGGUCUGAGUAAAAAUAGCCUUCUAUAAAUAUCGAAUACAAUUUUACGUCAUUAUACAUAUUAGCAGAAUCUUUUUUAAUACCAGACAAAUUACCAAAAUGACAGGCUAAGAAUGGACAAAGAGAUAUGUCUGUGUUCAUCUUAUUACAUUUCCCCAAUGACAAAUCACUCUGUCUUGUUUGCAAUGAAACUGUCCCCGUUUGCAAACAAUUACAUCCGAGACGUCAUUAGGAAUCUGAGCAUGGUACUUUCAAAAGUUAGGCCUAACUUUCCACCCCAGACAGAGUAGGUCUACCUACACAGAAACAUGUCAGCUUUAACUGCUGGCUACUCUUCUUCCAUGGCUGUACCCAACGAGAAAAGUGUUUCCUUCAAAGCUGUCUGGGUUUUAACAUCUAUUGUACAGAAGGUGAAUAGCUUAAAUAAGCUGAUAGUGACAUUGCUUCCCAAGCAAACGUCUAUUUUUUGUCUCCUCGGCUAUAGGUUGUAGCUCAGCCUCUGAAUGUCAAAGAAACGAAACAAUGAUAUCCCCAUAUGCAUCAGAGUCACGUCUUUCCCAAGUAUUUUACAGAUUGCAAGAAACAUAAAGCACCACGGACCUAAGCGCUGAUCCAUUUUAUUCAAAAUCUUUAACGGGGUAGGCCUGUCCUUUUUGCCAUUUUCUUUAAAUAAAGUUAGGCCAAUAGCAUACCCUCUCAAUUCAAGUCUUGGUUUUAACUUAACUGACUUGGAGGUAGGCUAUUUAAAGAGUGCAUUGUGGGUGUAGGAAUUGACCAACAAAUCUAUGGAUAUAGCAGCCUAUAGCCUAAUUGUCUGUCAAACAGGUAGGUCCUACCUCUUAAAUAGGAAGAAAGAGGCUCCAACACAAAGCCCUCGUUGUUAGUAAAGUCUAAUUAAAAUGAAGGCAGUUGAAAUGAAUUAUGCCUACUCGAAUUUGCCUACUUCCAGCAC
This is a messenger RNA of Salvelinus fontinalis (brook trout), 6244 nucleotides long. RefSeq names its product E3 ubiquitin-protein ligase TRIM39-like. The coding region runs from base 175 to 1812 and encodes 545 amino acids. Gene Ontology annotation, molecular function: zinc ion binding; protein binding. The record is from RefSeq and is a predicted model, not a curated record. The transcript has 2 exons. Lineage: Eukaryota; Metazoa; Chordata; Actinopteri; Salmoniformes; Salmonidae.